AAAUGAAUACAUGUUGCGUCAAUCAAAACAGUCGGUCAAAACACGUCCUUGUAGGUGUAGUAAUUUUAAAAACACCUUAAAAUUGUGGACAUUUGCGUGAUUCACGUGUGUACUGCCACUAUUUCUCAUUAACGAUAUUAACAAAUCGUUCAGUUAUGUGUAAAGUGCGGUUUACUCAGCGAGAAUCUCUCUAAUUAUUCGGUACCUACCAUGAAUGAAGUGGCGCCGAAUGCGAUAAACAGCGCCACCGGGGGCCCACCGGUCAAUCCCCUAAUCGGCGCCAAUAUUGUCAAGGAGGGAUGGCUUUAUAAGAGAGGCGAACGUAUCAAGAAUUGGAGACCGAGAUACUUUGUGCUGCUCGACAAUGGCGCUUUAAUUGGAUUUAAAAAUAAACCCGACGUCAACUCGAUGGGCGAUCCUCUUAACAACUUCACGGUCAAGGGAUGUCAAAUUAUGUCAACGGACCGACCCAAACCAUACACCUUCAUCAUUAGAGGCUUGCAAUGGACCACAGUCAUAGAACGCAUGUUUCAUGUGGACGGCGAAAAAGAAAGGGAAGAUUGGCUAGCGGCAAUUAAGAUGGUUUCCGAAAACUUAGCGUCCGAAUGCGAGGAUGUGGACAUGGCGUUCGAGAAUCCGAUGGUGGAGGAUUUGUGCGAGAAGUUCUCCAGACAAGGCACGUCCAAUUCAAAAACCAGCGGAAAGCGAAAGGUCACCUUGGAAAAUUUCGAGUUUUUGAAAGUUUUGGGUAAGGGCACCUUCGGGAAAGUCAUUCUAUGUAGGGAAAAGUCGACGCGGCGGUUAUUUGCAAUAAAAAUUUUGAAAAAAGAAGUGAUUAUUCAAAAAGACGAAGUUGCUCACACCCUAACCGAAAGCAGAGUGCUGCGAUCUACAAAUCAUCCGUUUUUGACCUCAUUGAAAUAUUCGUUUCAAACCAAUGACCGCCUUUGCUUCGUGAUGGAGUAUGUGAAUGGGGGCGAGCUAUUCUUCCACCUGUCCAGGGAGAGGGUCUUCUCGGAGGAUCGCACUCGAUUUUACGGCGCCGAAAUUAUCUCCGCACUCGCCUAUCUGCAUUCGCAAGGCAUCAUUUAUAGGGACCUCAAAUUGGAAAACUUGCUGUUAGAUAAGGAUGGUCACAUAAAAAUUGCCGAUUUCGGACUUUGUAAGGAAGAUAUCACCUACGGACGUACGACGAAAACGUUUUGCGGAACGCCCGAGUACUUAGCGCCUGAAGUUUUGGAGGAUAACGAUUACGGGAGAGCGGUCGAUUGGUGGGGAAUUGGGGUCGUUAUGUACGAAAUGAUGUGUGGUCGGUUGCCGUUUUAUAAUCGUGACCAUGAUGUGCUAUUUACUUUAAUUAUUAUGGAAGAAGUUAAGUUCCCACGCACUUUGAGCGCUGAGGCGAGGGAUUUAUUAGCAGGUUUGUUAAUAAAGGACCCAACUCAACGACUAGGAGGAGGACCGGAUGAUGCCAAAGAAAUUAUGGUUCAUCCAUUCUUCACGCCUAUUAAUUGGAGAGAUCUGGAACAAAAAAAGAUUCCACCCCCUUUCAAACCUCAAGUUACGAGCGAUAUAGACACGCGAUACUUCGACUCUGAGUUCACGGGCGAAAGCGUCGAACUGACGCCGCCCGAACAGUCCGGCCCGUUGGGAGCGAUUCAAGAGGAGCCCUACUUUCCCCAGUUUAGCUUUCAAGAUUUGUCUUCCACCCUCGGCAGCUCUGCGCAUAUUAGUAGUAGCAUCAGUAGUGUAGCUCCUAUGCAGUGACCUAUAGUCGAUUAGACGACGGUAAGUCGAUCGGUAAAUCCAUGACCACCGCGCGUUCUUGUAGAAAUCGUACUUACGUGUGAGGGGAAGAGGUGUUACUUUAAAAAUGAACGACUGUUGUUGCAUACAUUUGUGAUAUUUUUCACGUACCGCAUAGGAAUUACCUAAUUUUAAUUUUAAGAUUCGCCCACUGGUAGAUGACUGUCUUUGUAUAUACAAAUCUGUAUAUAACUUUCUAUAUUAAAUAGAUAUAGUCGCUUCCAUUAAAAUUAUGUACGGAGACUCCGAUUAUUUGGGAAAUUUUAAGGAAGUGGGAUUGUUGGUAUCAAAAUAAUUAAUAUUUUGUAAAAACUUUUUGGAUUUUGUAACUAAUUAUCUAGGUAAGUGUGUACAUAGGCUCUAUGUAAACUAAAUUAGCUGUAAUUAUGGGGGUACUAGUGUACUACUACUUUGAUUUAAUUAAGUUUUAUGCUGCCAAAAUGUUCGUUUACUAACAAAACUUAGACCUCGCUAUAGAUUAAUUGCCUUUAAAAGGUAGGAGUGUCUUAAAAGAUUAGUUAUGCCUAGCAAAGUUAUAUACCUAGUAAUAAUUUAUAUAGACAAAGUACCCCGUUAAAUAAUUUGUUGUGAAACUACUUAAAUUAGAGAAUGUUGUAGAUGCUAACGUUACAAGUGCAACUUGCUAAGUAUACUGCAAAAGUGUUUUUGUUUUUCUUUGCUUCACAGAUUUAUAUAAUUAGUGCAAGUAUUUAUUAAUAUUUACCUAUUGAUACUUUUGUACUCGGUAUGCCUAAUAAAGGAAUUUCUAAAGAAAUGUAUACGAUAGGACGGUAGAAAAUAUUUAUUGUGCAUUGGGUUGAUUGUAGAUUUUAUAUAAGGAAAAAUUUGAAGGUUCCCAACUUUGUUAUCUGUUUCUUUUUUACAUUAUAUAAAUAAUAUAUGUUUGGUGCUUGUUAGUACGAAAAAAUAUAUUUACUUGCACAUUA
Molecule: messenger RNA, 2753 nt
Organism: Photinus pyralis (common eastern firefly)
Lineage: Eukaryota; Metazoa; Arthropoda; Insecta; Coleoptera; Lampyridae
Product: RAC serine/threonine-protein kinase-like
Exons: 7
Coding region: 211-1767 (518 amino acids)
Biological process (GO): protein phosphorylation
Molecular function (GO): protein serine/threonine kinase activity; ATP binding
Source: RefSeq, a predicted model, not a curated record